This is a messenger RNA of Ustilaginoidea virens, 1902 nucleotides long. RefSeq lists its product as uncharacterized. Gene Ontology annotation, biological process: electron transport chain. Gene Ontology annotation, cellular component: mitochondrial inner membrane. NCBI's taxonomy places the organism in Eukaryota, Fungi, Ascomycota, Sordariomycetes, Hypocreales, Clavicipitaceae. Gene Ontology annotation, molecular function: iron-sulfur cluster binding; electron-transferring-flavoprotein dehydrogenase activity. The transcript has 2 exons. The record is from RefSeq and is a predicted model, not a curated record. The coding region runs from base 1 to 1902 and encodes 633 amino acids.
AUGCGCGCUCCCGUGCCGGUGUCGCGAUGCGUCCAACGCAGUCGGGCUCGCGCAACGGCGCCCCCGUGCGCAGCCAGACGACAGCAGCCCGUCCGCGCCAUGACCUCGAUGACGCCGCAGCCCGUCCGCGGGACGACGUGCCGGCGGUCAAGCGCAGCCUUUCGCCCGCCGCCGCUGGCGGGCACGACGGCGAGGGCCUUCAGCGCCGGGCACGACGGCUCCUUCGACCCGGCGUCGGUGGAGCGCGAGUCGGACGAGGUUGACGUCUGCAUCGUCGGCGGCGGCCCUGCCGGGCUGAGCGCCGCCAUCCGGCUGAAGCAGCUGGCCAACGAGGCGGGCAACGACGGCUUCCGCGUCAUCGUGCUCGAGAAGGCCGGGGACGUGGGCGCGCACAUCCUGUCCGGCGCCGUCAUCCAGCCCUCGUCCAUCGACGAGCUCCUCCCCGGCUGGCUGGACGAGUCCAACCCGAACCGGUUCCGGCACGCGACCCCCGCCACAAAGGACAGGAUGUAUCUCCUGACCAGGACGGCGUCCGUGCCCCUCCCCGCGCCGCCGCAGAUGCACAACCGCGGAAACUACAUUGUCAGCCUGAACCAGCUGGUCAAGUGGCUGGCCGAGCGGGCCGAGGAGCUCGGCGUCGAGGUCUACCCCGGCUUCGCCGCCGCCCAGGUCCUGUACGGCUCCGACGGCUCCGUCAAGGGCGUGGCCACCAACGACCUGGGCAUCGGCCGCGACGGCAAGCCCCGGGACACGUUUGAGCGGGGCAUGGAGUUCCACGCCAAGGUGACCAUGUUUGGCGAGGGGUGCCACGGCAGCCUGACCAAGCAGGUCAUCCGCAAGUUUGACCUGCGCAAGGACAGCCAGCACCAGACGUACGCCCUCGGCAUCAAGGAGGUGUGGGAGGUCGACCCCGCCAGGUUCGACCGCGGGCUCGCCGUCCACGCCAUGGGCCACCCCUUGCCCCGCGACGUCUACGGCGGCUCCUUCAUGUACCACUUUGGCGACAACAUGGUGGCGCUGGGCCUGGUCGUCUCGCUCGACUACAAGAACCCCUGGCUGUCGCCGUACCAGGAGUUCCAGCGGCUCAAGCAGCACCCCCUGUUCCGCGGCACGCUGGAAAACGCAAAGUGCAUCUCGUACGGGGCCAGGGCCCUCGUCGAGGGCGGCUUCCAGUCCGUCCCCAAGGUCGCCUUCCCCGGCGGCGCCCUCAUCGGCGACUCGGCCGGCUUCGUCAACGUGCCCAAGGUCAAGGGGACGCACAACGCCGUCAAGUCGGGCAUGCUGGCCGCCGAGGCGGCCUGGGGCGCCCUCAGGCAGAGCGACCAGGGCACGGUUUUCCUCUACGACUACGAGGACUCGCUCCGCAGGUCGUCCAUCUGGAAGGAGCUCAAGGAGGUGCGCAACAUGCGCCCGUCGUUCCACUCGCCCCUCGGCUUCAUCGGCGGCAUCUUGUACUCUGCCUUGGAGGGGUUCGUCUUCAAGGGCCGAGUCCCGUGGACGCUGAAACACAAGACGCCCGACCACGCGGCCACGCAGCCGGCCGACAAGUUCCCCCGGAUCGAGUAUCCCAAGCCCGACGGCAAGAUCUCCUUUGACAUCCUGACCAGCGUGUCGCGAACCGGCACCAACCACGAGGAAGACCAGCCCGUCCAUCUGCAGGUCAAGGACUGGGACGCGCAUACCGAGUCGACCUAUCCAGCCUUCAAGGGUCUGGAGAACCGCUUCUGCCCGGCUGGCGUGUACGAGUACGUUGAAGACGAGUCCAAGCCGCAUGGCGUCCGGUUCCAGAUCAAUGCCCAAAACUGCAUCCACUGCAAGACGUGCGACAUCAAAGCUCCUCGCCAGGAUAUCAACUGGCAAGUGCCACAAGGCGGAGAGGGUCCUAAAUACUACAUGACUUGA